CACAACUCUCUUAAGUAGAGUGCAUCAUAACCCCACCACAAAAUCACUUUACAUUUUCCUUGUCCUCCAAGUAAGAAGCUAUCUCUCUCUCUCUCUCCCUCUCAAUCUCUUUCAAUGGCAGUUUCAAGAACAGAAAGUAUCUGCAAAGAAAUUCACAAUUCUUUUGGGAAGGAAAAUGAAAAACUUGUAAUCCAGCUCCUGCUUGGCCUAACCCAACCUGAAUCCAGAAAAAUCAGAGAAAAUUAUUUAAAAAUGUACGGUGAGGAUUUAAUCCAUCUUUUCCAGAAAUUCGAUCCAGGUGUCUCAUCCCUGUCCAGCCUGAUAAUACUCAACCCAUUUGAGAGGGACUCUGUUUUUGCAAGAGAAGCUAUUUUCAAGAAUGCCACUGUUGAUUACAGGGCACUCGUCGAGAUUUUCGCGAGCCGAAAAUCGAGCCAUGUCCUUUUGAUUCGACAAGCUUAUGCCUCAAAAUAUAGGAGCCAGUUAGAGUUGGAUAUUGCCGCCAUUGAACCUCGCCAUCCAUAUCAAAAGAUCUUGAUGGCAUUAUCUGCAUCACACAAAGCACACCAUGCUGAAAUUAGCCAUCACAUUGCAAAAUGUGAUGCAAAAAGGGUGUAUCAAGCAGGAGAGGCUAAGCUAGGAGCCAUUGAUGAAGCUGUUGUAUUAGAGAUCUUUAGUAAAAGAAGCAUUUCUCAGCUCAAAUUGGCAUUUCUCAGCUACAAACAAAUUUAUGGGCACAGUUACACUAAAUUUCUGAAAAAUCAAGGUCUUGGAGAGUUUGAGGAUGCUGUUAGAGUUGUUGCAGAGUGCAUUUACAGUCCAGCAAGAUAUUAUGCUAAGGUUCUGUAUGGAUGCUUGAAGGGAACGACAAGCGAUAAGAGCGCAAUCGAGCGGAUUAUGGUGAGCCGGGCAGAGGUGGACAUGGACGAGAUACAAAGAAGUUUCAAAGGGAAAUAUAAAAAUGAACUGAAAAAUGUCAUAUGUGAGUGCAUAUCACAAGGCAAUUACAGAGAUCUUCUAGUUGCAAUGGGAACUAAGGGCUCGACUUGAUAUAACUCAGGUUGUCGUAGUGAAAUAUUCCGGCGACCUAUGUGUCGUGUAGAUAGCUUUUUAUAUAAUCGGCAUUAAUUUCAUUCAUUAGUCCUAAAUAGAACUUUUGUAUCUCAAGACUUUGGAUCAUUUAGCUAAGAAAAAUUUCGGUAGUAGUCUUUCAAGCUUAUGAAGUUAUGGC
Molecule: messenger RNA, 1231 nt
Organism: Striga asiatica
Lineage: Eukaryota; Viridiplantae; Streptophyta; Magnoliopsida; Lamiales; Orobanchaceae
Source: the annotation of a GenBank genome assembly